AUGUCUCUGUACCCAUCUCUCAAAGACCUGAAGGUAGACAAGAUGAUUCAGGCACAAACAGCCUUUUCUGCAAACACUGCGAAUCCAGCGAUUUUAUCUGAAGCUUCUGCUCCCAUCUCUCAAGAUGGAAAUCUCUAUCCUAAACUGUAUCCGGAGCUCUCUGAGUACAUGGGCCUGAGUUUAAAUGAAGAAGAAAUAUGUGCAAAUAUGGCCUUGGUCCCCGGAGCAUCAAGUCAGGGGCAGUUGCUAGUCCAGGCCAAUUCUCCAUCCUCAUUGGUGGGUCUGCUAUUCGGGGACCAGGUGCUGCAGAUCAGCGGGGAGAACUGUGCCGGCUGGAGCUCGGACCGGGCACACAAGGUGCUCAAACAGGCUUUCGGAGAGAAGAUUACUGUGACCAUCCGUGACAGGCCCUUUGAACGGACAAUUACCAUGCAUAAGGACAGCAUUGGACUCGUUGGCUUUGUCUUUAAAAAUGGGAAAAUCACAUCCAUAGUGAAAGACAGUUCUGCAGCUGGAAACGGUCUUCUCACAGAACACAACAUCUGUGAGGUCAACGGACAGAAUGUUAUUGGACCAAAGGACUCUCAAAUCGCAGACAUACUGUCAACAGCUGGGAACAUAGUUACUAUCACAAUCAUGCCUGCUUUUAUCUUUGAACAUAUUAUUAAACGGAUGGCCCCAAGCACUAAGAGCUUGAUGGAUCAUGCCAUUCCUGAGGUUUAG
Molecule: messenger RNA, 723 nt
Organism: Hippopotamus amphibius kiboko
Lineage: Eukaryota; Metazoa; Chordata; Mammalia; Artiodactyla; Hippopotamidae
Product: syntenin-1-like
Exons: 2
Coding region: 1-723 (240 amino acids)
Biological process (GO): positive regulation of transforming growth factor beta receptor signaling pathway
Cellular component (GO): cytoplasm; plasma membrane
Molecular function (GO): syndecan binding
Source: RefSeq, a predicted model, not a curated record